This is a messenger RNA of Melitaea cinxia (Glanville fritillary), 5244 nucleotides long. RefSeq lists its product as uncharacterized. The transcript is spliced from 2 exons. The record is from RefSeq and is a predicted model, not a curated record. Bases 1 to 5244 code for a protein of 1747 amino acids. Gene Ontology annotation, biological process: proteolysis. Gene Ontology annotation, molecular function: aspartic-type endopeptidase activity. Lineage: Eukaryota; Metazoa; Arthropoda; Insecta; Lepidoptera; Nymphalidae.
AUGGAAGAUCUUCUAUCAACACAGCAGCAGUUGGUUGGAGCUAUUGAGCAGCUCUACAGCAAUUUCAAGAAAGAUGGGCCGGAACGCAAGACCGGUGAUUACAUCAGGAGGAGACUUGAAACGCUAGAUAAGUAUUGGGAGGAAUUUCAAAACAACCACCUUAAAUUAUGUGGCUAUAGUGACAAGUCACAUGAUUAUUUUGUGACCGAGCAAUUCGACACAACUAGGGAGCGCUACGAGCAUGUCAGGUCCGUCAUCGUGAAUUAUCAACCACGUGACGCCAAACCGAGCACUCCGCUGCUGCGGCCGGCGACUGCACUGGCUGGCGCUGGGCCGCCGCAGCCGCCCACGCGCGCCUCGUCGACGGCAGCAAGGACGGACAGCGCGCACGAGUCUGAAGCACAUCAGGUAACUUUCAGGGCACAGGGCGUCAAUAGCAGGACAGAUGAGUUGCUAAGAAAGCAAGCGAGCAACUUCAGGGCGCUUCAGAGAAAGGUAGCUAGUAUUAACUUAGAUACGGAGUUAGAUAAAUGGGAGUUUGACGAUUUAUUAAAAACGUUACAAUCCCGGUGGUCGGCUAUAGAUACUUUACAUCUUGAAAUAGAUAGUGAACUAGAGGGGAAAAAUCAGGAAUACGAUGCGGCUUUCUAUCAUUAUGAAAGAUUGUACGAAGACAUGAAAAGGGCUAUUAAUAGGAAAAUGAGGUCUAUGUGUCAUAGGGAGAAAUCAACUCCGCAGAUGGAAUUGCCUAUUUUUAGCGGAAGCUUCCAGCAGUGGACAUCGUUCAAGGAUCUUUUCACUGAAACUAUCCACACAAACGCAUCUCUGUCAUACGCGCAAAAGAUGCAGUUUUUAAAGGGUAAGCUCCGAGGAGAAGCCGAGCGUUUAGUUCAACAUUUACAAAUAAGCUCAGAUAAUUACGUUACCUGCUGGGAGAUACUCAAUAAUAGAUAUAACAAUAAAAAGCUUAUUUUUACGUCACACAUCAAUACUUUAAUGAAUAUUUCAGUGUCGCAACAACCGUCGUUCGGACAUAUCAAGAAAAUCCACGAUACGUCACUGGAGUCGCUAAAUGCGAUAAAAAACCUGGGUGUAGACAUAAGUUCAUGGGACCCUUUAUUAGUACAUAUUUUAAGCCAAAAACUAGAUUCCGAUACUUACAACGAAUACAUAUCAUCGUUAAAACAACCAAAGGAAUUACCUAUUUUAAAAGAUUUUCUAAAUUACCUAGAAACGAAAUUUACGGCUCUUGAGACUUCACGGGAAAAGCAAGAAAACCCGACAGCGAAGUCUAGUUUCAAAAAUACAUAUUAUAAUAAUUCACCAACAGAAAAUCGCUUAAAUUACAAGAAACCCACAUACUUUACACAAUCAAAGGUUUCAAGUAACAGAGUUCAAAAACCUGCACAUACGGCAAAAUUACCGUGUCACUUUUGUUCAAAUCGCGAACAUGGCUUAUAUUAUUGCACAAAGUUUCUAGAGUUGCCUAAUCAUAUGAAACGAAAAUUUAUUAUAGACAAAAAUUUAUGUAAAAAUUGUCUUUAUGAUCACGAAGGCAAAAAUUGUUAUUCUGAAUCGCGUUGUCGAGAAUGCGAUGGUAAUCAUAAUACAAUUUUGCAUGACGUAUUUUGCAAUAAACUAUAUACGUCGAAAAAUACAGAGUCGAAGAUUUCGAAAUCGGACGUGGGUAAUACACAUGUUUCGGUAAAUUGCAAAGACCCUGAAAUCCUGUUGGCAACAGCCAUGGUACAGGUACAAGCUCGGGACGGUACAUACCAUAACAUUCGAGCCUUACUAGAUCAGGGGUCUGAGACUACUCUCAUAUCAGAGAGAAUAGCUCACAUUUUAGGUUUACCACGCAAACAUUGCAAGGGAACUAUAACUGGAAUAGGUGAAAAGGAGAGCAAUUGUAAGGGAAUUAUUAAAAUCAAGUGUAGGUCUAAUCAAGAAGACUUUUCCUUCGAAACAGAUGCGUAUAUCAUGAGAACUUUAAUAAAGAAUCUGCCUUCCUACAGCUUUCCUAAACCAGAGUGGCCCGCAUUAGAAAAUUUGCCUUUAGCGGAUCCUUACUUCAAUAUGAGAAGACCGGUAGACCUUUUACUUGGAGUAGAUGUUUUUAGUAACUUACUAUUAGACGGAAUUUAUAAGGCGGGGCCCACUCUACCGAUGGCUCAAAAAACGCGUUUAGGUUGGAUUUUGAGUGGCUGCGUAAAAAAGAGUUUUAAAUGUAACAUAAUUGUACAUAACUUCGACGAUAUCUGUCAAUUUUGGCAAGCAGAAAAUAUCUCAAAGACAUCUACUAUAUCACUUGCCGACCAGCAGGUCAUUGAUUUUUAUAAUAAAACUACUAUACGUCAGUCGGAUGGCAAGUAUCAAGUGCGCCUCCCCCUUAAAAAUGAAAUAGAGAAUAAAUUAGGUCAUAUGAUACACUCAAAUAAUUCCGAUUCAUCCGGUUUUUACCUACCGCACCAUUGUGUUAUUCGAGAUGAAUCAACCACAACUAAGUUACGGGUGGUUUUUAAUGCUUCCGCGCCUUCCACUUCCGGUUUGAGCUUAAAUGACUUGAUGGAAAGAGGUCCUAAUUUACAACAAGAUCUACAGAGUCUUCUUAUCAAGUGGAGACAGUUUAGAUAUGGGUUUACUGCGGAUAUUGAAAAAAUGUUUAGAAUGGUUUGGUUACAUCCAGAUGACCAAAAAUAUCAAAAGAUCAUUUGGAGAGAAUCGCCGUUAGAUAAAAUGAAUAUUUUUCAAUUAAAGACAGUGACAUACGGCACCAAGGCCGCGCCGUUUCUGGCGAUGAUGACACUUCGACGUUUAGCUCAAGAUGAGAGACAGAAUUAUCAAGAGAGUUCUGCGCCGAAAGUUAUUGAAUCAUCAUUUUACAUGGACGAUUUAGUCUACGGAUGUCAUUCUAUCGAAUCAGCAAAGCGUUUAAUAAACGACAUUGUUUCGAUUUUAAAGUCCGGAGGGUUUAAGUUACGAAAAUGGAAGGCCAAUAAUCAAGAUAUACUCCCAAAUAAAUAUAGUAAUAUAGAACAAAUCAGUUAUGACUUUAAAAACACCGAGUCAUCAAAAACGUUAGGCCUGAGUUGGGACCCACAGCAAGAUCAAUUUACAUUUACCUCAAAAUUAGACUUCAUGACGAAAAACCCUACAAAACGUAUUUUACUUUCAAAUAUAUCAAAAUUAUUUGACCCACUGGGCUGGCUAUCUCCAAUUUCAACUAAAAUAAAACUAUUAUUUCAACAAGUAUGGCAAUUACAAUUAAAAUGGGACGAACCUUUACCGGAAAAUAUAUUGAAAGAGUGGGAAAGUAUGAAAAUUGACUUAGAAAAUAUAAAUAAAUUUUAUAUACCUAGGUGGUUAGGAACAAUAAAGAAUAAUGUCAUCGAACUCCACGGAUUUUCAGAUGCGUCAACAAAAUGUUACGCUUGCGUUGUUUAUUGCAAGGUAAUGACACAUGAACAGACAUCGGUAACUAUGAUAGCAGGAAAAUCAAGAUUAGUUCCUGUAAAUAAUAAACUUACUUUACCGAAACUUGAGUUAUGCGGUGCCUUAUUACUCAUAAAGUUAUUGUCAAAAAUAAAAAGUUGCCUUGAGACAUACCAAAUUAAUUACUACUGCUGGGUUGAUUCCAUGGUAGUUUUAGGAUGGAUUAACGGUGUACCUGAGCGCUGGAAACCAUUUGUAGCAAAUAGAGUAAAGCAGAUUAUCGAAGUGGUACCGCCUAACAGCUGGAAUUACGUUAAGUCGGAGGAGAACCCCGCAGACUGUGCUAGCCGUGGUUUAACAGCGUUACAAUUAAGAGAUCAUAAAUUAUGGUGGAACGGGCCGACUUGGUUAAAAACGCAUAAAACUAAAGAUCAAUUUAAUACUAAAAUAAAAAAUUUUACAUCUCAAGAAGCCAAAAGAACUAAAAAGAUCGUAGCAACUGUAAUUCAUAAUCAAAAUGAAAAUAUCAUAACAUCAUUACUUUUUAAAUUUAGCUCGUUAAGCAAGAUUGCGAGAAUAUUAGCCUGGGUCUAUAGAUUUAUUAAUAAUAAACGUGAAAACAAGAAAUACUUAACGUUAAGUGAAAUAAAGCAAGCCAAUAUAAAAAUCAUUCAACAGUGUCAGCAAGAAUAUUUUAUUCAAGAAUUACGUGACAUACAGAAAAGAAAUAAUGUAUCAUCAAAAAGCAAGAUUUGUAUGCUCCACCCUAUACUUGAUGAAGAUAAAAUUUUAAGAGUGGGGGGACGUCUAAAACACGCAAAUAUUAACCUAGAUAUGAAACACCCCAUUAUCAUUCCCAAAAAUAGUCGUUUAUCAGAAUUAAUUAUCAACCAGUGUCAUGAACUCACCUAUCACGGUGGCGCCAAGCUUACUUCCGGGUUUAUUCGACAAAAGUACUGGUUGGUAGGGGGACUCAAAGCCACGAAAAAGCGUACUUUUCAAUGUGUAAGGUGCAGAAAGCACACUCCGAGUCAGCACUAUCAAAUUAUGGGCGAUUUACCUACAGCAAGGAUGAAAGAACAAAAAUCAAAUGUAAAACAAGAUGACGUUAAGCAAGUAUAUCACGUUACCAAAACAAGUAAGAAGAAUACCUAUAGCCUUUCGAAAUUGUUGCUUACAAUUUUAUUUUUUAUAAUGACAUUUAUAUCAAGAUCAGAAGGUUCGUUUAAUAUUACGCCGCUUAGAAAUAAUCAAAGUUUGUACUUCGACAAGAUAACAAAAAUGUCUCUAAUCAAAGACGAGUGGCGCCUAGUCGUCUACUACGACAUGAGUCCCUACUGGGAGGGGUCAUUCACAUUAAGCAAGUACUUAGAUUAUUUACAAAACAUUUGUAAUAGUGAACAAGAGCAUUCACAAUGUGCAGCGAUCAUGUUACAAUUACAUCACGGUUAUGAACAAUUAAAUCAUUAUAAUAAUGUUAUGAUGAAUAAGCAUACUGUGCGCACGCGACGAGGAAUAAUAAACGGAGUAGGUAAUUUAGCAAACUCUUUAUUCGGAAUUUUGGAUAGUAAUUUCGCUGAAAAAUAUGAGCAAGACAUUCAACUCAUCAAGCACAAUCAAGAGCAUCUCGCCGCACUCUGGAAGAACCAGACCUCAAUUGUCGAAGCCGAGUUAAAUGUAUUGAAACGCACUGAGAACGUUAUGAACAAGCAACACAAGCUCAUCAACCAACGAUUAAAUCAAGUAGAACAACAAUUAUACGCGUCAAAAAGGAAAGCUUUACAAAUAACGACUUUAUUCUCUCCGCAAUAA